Molecule: messenger RNA, 6024 nt
Organism: Peromyscus leucopus (white-footed mouse)
Lineage: Eukaryota; Metazoa; Chordata; Mammalia; Rodentia; Cricetidae
Gene: Wdr90
Product: WD repeat domain 90
Exons: 41
Coding region: 30-5720 (1896 amino acids)
Cellular component (GO): centriole
Molecular function (GO): protein binding
Source: RefSeq, a predicted model, not a curated record
CUGAGGCGGGAAGCGCGAGCUGGGGCGCCAUGGCCGGAGGUGGCGGUGCGCGCCCGGCGCACUGUCGUCUGGUCUCGCGUUCUGGGAGUCCCGGGCUGGAGGUCCCCCCUGCGUCACUGACCAUUCCUCGCGCGGAAGCCCGUCCCGCUGGCGGAGGCGAAAGGUCGCGGCGCGCUGCCCUAGACCGGUGCUCGGGAGGCGUCCCUUCCCCUGCAGCUUGGCAGCAUCCCUUCCUCAACGUAUUCAAACACUUCAGGGUGGAUGAGUGGAAACGGUCCAGCAAAGAGGGAGAUGUGGCCGUGGUGACGGACAAGGUCCUGAAGAGCGCCGUGUAUCGCAUCCGUGGGUCUGUUUCUUCCAGCAACUACAUUCAGCUCCCCAGAACCAGCACCCAGUCUCUGGGGCUGACUGGGCGGUACCUGUAUGUACUUUUCCGGCCCCUGCCUACCAAGCACUUCGUUAUCCACCUGGAUGUGUCCACCGAGGACGGCCAGGUCAUCCGUGUGUCUUUCUCCAACCUCUUUAAGGAGUUCAAGUCCUCUGCCACAUGGCUUCAGUUCCCCUUUGUCUUCGAGACGAAGACGUCCAGAAGAGACCUGGCAGGUGUAGCUCCUCCUGACGUCCGCUGGACCUGCCUGCAGCUGGACCUGCAUGACAUUUUGAUGUUCUAUCUGAACCGGCACUAUGGCCACCUCAAGAGCAUCAGGCUGUGUGCCAGCCUAUUAGUCAGAAACCUCUACACCAGUGAUCUGUGCUUUGACCCCGCUGUCACUGUCACUGAGGCCCGGCGUGCAAAGCUGCCUGUCAACCCCGUACCUCGAGAAAUGGCCUUCCCGGUGCCAAAAGGGGAGAGCUGGCAUGACCAUUACAUCCACGUUCGGUUUCCAAGCGAUGGCUCAAAAGCGCCUUAUGAGCAGGUUGAGAAGAGCUGCCCCCCUCCAGAGGCAGUCUUCUUAGGGCAUGUGUCACGGCGCCUGCCUCAUCCAGUGGUCUUUGGCAAACCUUUGCUGAGCCGUGGGUCCCCUGUGGCCCAGAUCUCUGGUCCCAUAUUGCCCUGCCAGGUCCCCUCAGCACCCAGACUCCUUCCAGAGGUCAGCCUGACCUACAAGCAUCCAGAGGUCUCCAGUGUCCGUGCCUCCGGCAUCCCUGGCCCACGUCCUUCAGCCUGGGACGAGGCCACUGAUGCACACGCAGUGGUCAGGGGUAAACAUGUACUUGCUGACAAAUCGUCUGGGGUGCCCAUGGCCCUUGAGGACCUCGGCUCCUGUAAGCUCUUUCUCCCAGACCCAGUCCUGAGGCUCAAGGGAGUCAUCGGUUUUGGGGGUCACAGCACCCAGUGGGCCCUGUGGACCAAAGAUGGCGAGUCUGUUGUUUACCCCUGCCAUGCAGUCAUCGUCGUCCUACACGUUGAUACUAGACAGCAGAGAUUUUUCCUUGGCCACACAGACAAGGUCUCUGCCCUGGCACUUGAUGGGAAUGAUACCCUGCUAGCCUCAGCCCAAGUGCAGCCUCCCAGCAUGGUGCGUCUCUGGGACUUCCAGACUGGGGGAUGCCUGUCCCUCUUCCGAAGCCCACUGCACACCAUCUGCUCCCUCAGCUUCUCCGGCAGUGGGGCGCUGCUCUGCGGUGUGGGCAAGGACAAGCACGGGAAGACGGUGGUGGUGGCCUGGGGCACAGACCAGGUGGGCCUUGGUGGCGAGGUAGCGGUUCUUGCAAAGGUGCACACUGAUUUUGAUAUUCAGAGCUUCCGGAUUGCCUUUUUUGAUGAAACCAGGAUGGCGUCCUGUGGUAGGGGCAGCGUGCGGCUGUGGCGCCUGCGGGGUGGCGCCCUGCGCUCCUGUGCGGUGGACCUAGGGGAGUACUGUGCGCUGGAGCUCACUGACCUUGCCUUUGCACAGGCCCCGGACGGCCACCGGGCGCCUUCGGCCAGCAUACUCUUUGUGUGUAGCCACAGCGGCCACAUUCUGGAGAUUGACCACCAGCACAUGGCUGUGCAUCACAUCCGCCGCCUGCUACCCGCACGGCCCUCUGCUGUCCCGCUCACCGAGAAGCAGGACCUCAGCUUAGGGUCCGGCAUUGCCAUCAUUAGCCUCGGCGUCUCUACUGCCACGUGUGCCGUGGGCUCUGAGGAUGGCUACCUGCGACUCUGGCCCCUGGACUUUUCCUCGGUGCUCCUAGAGGCCGAGCACGAUGGCCCUGUCGGUUCAGUCUCCUUCAGUCCCGAUGGCCUGCGUGUGCUGUCCACCACUACCUCAGGCCACCUGGGCUUCCUGGACGUCCCCUCCCGGGAAUACACGGUGCUGGCCCGCUCCCACAUGGCCCCGGUGCUGGCGCUGUCUACAGAACAGAACCGGGGACAGAUGGCCACUGUGUCCCUUGACCACACUGUUCGCAUCUGGGAUCUGGCUACCCUCCAACAGCUGUAUGACUUCUCGUCCCCUGGUGAAAGCCCUUGUGCCGUCGCUUUCCACCCCACAUCGCCAAACUUCUUCUGUGGCUUCAGCAGUGGGGCUGUACGCUCCUUCAGCCUGGAGGACUCUGGAGUCCUGGUAGAACACACGCGACACCGAGGGGCCAUCACCAGCCUGGUCAUCACCCCUGACGGCAGAUUCCUGUUCAGCUCCUGCUCUCAGGGCUCCCUGGUCCAGUACAACUGUGCCGUCUCCCGAUGCUGCGUCCUACGUGUGGCAGCCAACACGGUAUAUCAGGAUGGCCGCCCCAACCCCAGUGUUCUGGCAGUCAGUGGAGACAGCUGCCGACUGGCCUUUGUGGGCCCCUCUAAGUGCAUGGUGACAGUCAUGGAGUCAGCCUCCUUGGACGAGCUACUACAUGUGGACGUCAGCACCCUAAACCUGGCCAGCAGCCACCUGGACUGGGCCGUGGCCGUCUGCUUCAGCCCUGGGGACUCAGGCCAUCUGCUGGUGUCCACAUCCUCUAACAAGAUUGUGGUACUGGAUGCUGUGUCGGGACACGCUCUCCGGAAGUUUUCCAGUGUCCGCUCCAGAGCCUGCUCCUCUCUGGCUCUUAGUGAGGAUUCGAGUUUGCUGCUGGCAGCCACUGGCCGGACCAUUACAGUGUGGGAUUAUCCAGCACAGGGAAACUCUGGGUGCCAGGUAUACAUUGGCCACUCUGAGCCUGUGCGUGCUGUAGCCUUCACCCCUGAUCAGCAGCAGGUCCUCAGCGUGGGGGACGCCAUCUUCCUCUGGGAUGUCCUGGCCGCCCCUGAGAGUGACCCAAGUGAACCUGGGGCCCCCCCAGUCCAUGAGGCCGAGACUGCCUCCCUAACAGACGGAUCGGAUAUGUCCAGCCCUUAUACAGUCUUUCUGUCUUCAGGCUCCAGCGCAGGACAGCUGGAGGACCUGGCAUCUGGGGCCAGUGGCCUCCCUCGACAGCAAGUGCCCAUACCAUCUCUGGCAUCCCCAUCCCCAUUGGGUGUCCAUGACAGGCCCUUUGAAGGCAGCGCUGGCACCUUCUCCACAUCGGAUGAGGAAGGACCCUGUGAGGAAAACCAUGGUUCUGAGGCAUUCCUUCAGGCCCAGGCGCCGACCCCACCUGUGCUCCUGGAGAGGGAGGCCAGUGGAGUGGGGGAUGGUCCUCGGGAGGCUGCAAAGGGCUCUUGGGCACCAGCUGCAGCUCCUUAUCACCGCAGCCAGACCGGUGAAUGGAGCCUUUGGAGAGUCAAGGCUGGGCUCCCAACCCGUCCGGACUCCUACAAGCACUUCACAGCUCGAUAUAAGGCCUCUACACGGGUCAAGAGUGUCUCCUUCCCUCCCGCUGGCAGGGAGCAGCUGCGACUGAAGGCCGUCGUGGGCUACAACGGGAACGGGCGGGCCAACAUGGUCUGGCGGCCCAAUACAGGCUUCUUUGCCUACACGUGUGGUCGGCUGGUGGUGGUUGAGGACCUGCAUUCCGGCACCCAGCAGCACUGGCUUGGCCAUCCCCAGGAGAUCUCUACUCUGGCACUCAACCAGGAUGGCCAGGUCUUGGCCUCUGCCUCCUGCUGUGGCGACACAGCCGCCCGCUGUCAGAUCCGAAUUUGGGAUGUGCCCAAAGGCCUCUGUCAGCACGUCCUUGCCCACCAUGACACAGCUGUACAAGCUCUGGCCUUCUCACCAGAUGAUGAGUUCCUUGUGACACUGGGGGACUAUGCUGACCUCACCCUUGCCUUGUGGAGCAUGGCCACCUAUGAACUCCUGUCAUCUACUCGCCUCCCAGAGCCUGUGCAUGGUGUGGCCUUCAACCCCUGGGAUGCCAAUGAGCUCAUCUCUGUGGGCACAAGUGCCAUUACCUUCUGGCUCCUGCAGCACCAUGGGACAGACCCCAGCUUCCAGGUACACCGAGAACCAGUCCCUGAGGAACUGGGGACAUCCGAGUUGACCUCACUCUGCUAUGGGGCCAGCCCCCUGCUCUACUGUGGCUCCAGCUCUGGCCAGGUCUGUGUCUGGGACACUGGCACUGGCCGCUGCUUCCUGGCCUGGGAGGCUGAUGAAGGCGAGAUUGGAGUGCUACUGUGCUCGGGUUCGAGACUGGUCAGUGGAAGUAACACAAGAAGGUUGCGCCUUUGGGCUGUGGGGGUUGUGCCAGAGCUGAGGCGCAAGGGCUCGAGUGCCAGAUCCAGUUCUGUUCUAAUGGAGCGUGAGCUGACCCUGGAUGGGGCUGUUGUGAGUGCCAGCUUUGACAGUGGCAUGGACAUGGGUGUAGUGGGCACCACAGCUGGCACACUCUGGUACAUCAGCUGGACAGAGGGCACUAGCACCCGCCUCAUCAGUGGCCACAGGAGCAAGGUAAACGAGGUGGUCUUCAGCCCCAGCGAGUCUCACUGUGCCACUUGUGGCGAGGAUGGGAGCGUGAGGGUAUGGUCUUUGGCCAGCAUGGAGCUGGUGAUCCAGUUCCAAGUGCUGAACCAGAGCUGUCUCUGCCUUGCGUGGACCCCCCCAUCCUGUGGACGCCCAGAGCAGCAGCAGGUGGUGGCAGGCUACAGUGAUGGCACACUUCGAGUCUUCAGCAUCUCUCGUACUGCAAUGGAGCUCAAGAUGCACCCGCACCGGACUGCUCUGACAGCCAUUGCCUUCUCCACUGAUGGUCAGACCAUCCUAUCUGGAGACAAGGAUGGGCUUGUGGCUAUAAGCCGCCCCUGUACAGGAAUGACCUUCCGAGUACUCAGUGACCACCGGGGUGCCCCCAUCUCUGCUAUCCAGAGCACAAGCAAAGAGUAUGAAGACCUAGGGGUAGAGGGUGGAGAACUGUGGCUGGCCGCGAGCGGGGACCAGCGGGUCAGCAUCUGGGCCUCUGACUGGCUCCGGGACCGCUGUGAGCUCCUGGAGUGGUUGAGCUUCCCUGCACCUGCCACCUCAGAGGCUCUGGGCCUCCUGCCCCCGUCUCUUGCUGCCUUCUGCCCUUGGGACAGGGCGACACUGGUGUGCGUGGGCCUUGGCGCACAUGAAGAGGUGUUCUUCUACAGCCUCCGCCAGAAGCAGGUAGUGCAGAAGACACCGCUGCCCUUCUUUGCCAUGUCCCUGAGCCUGUCCCCAGGGGCCCAGCUCAUGGUGGUUGGCUUUGCUGAAUGCAUGCUGAGGCUCCUAGACUGUGUGUCAGGGACUGCCCAGGACUUUGAAGGCCAUGAUGACUCAGUACACCUGUGUAGGUUCACCCCGUCUGGCAAACUGCUCUUCACAGCUGCUCACAAUGAGAUCCUGGUGUGGGAAGUCGCCAGCCCCUGAACUAUUGCUAGGAUCAUAGGCAGAAAAGCCAGGCUGUGGAUUGCUGUAUGCUGAGCCAGGAUGGCUGGGACAGGCUCCGGGACUGCACUGUCUUGAAUGUGGGUGACCUGAACAGCUUUAAGGAGGCUGAGGGUAUGGCAAUGUCUUAGAAUGUGUGAAGACAUGGAUUUGAUCCCCAGAAUCACUCCCCGCCACACACACACAGAAGACUUAGUGUACUGGGAAGGUUUUUCCGCACAAGGUUGUUUUAUUGUUUUUAUUUUGUACAGUUUAAAUAAAUAAAAGCUGGCAUUUGUUCUAUUGA